Molecule: messenger RNA, 369 nt
Organism: Puccinia graminis f. sp. tritici CRL 75-36-700-3
Lineage: Eukaryota; Fungi; Basidiomycota; Pucciniomycetes; Pucciniales; Pucciniaceae
Exons: 4
Coding region: 1-342 (113 amino acids)
Source: RefSeq, a predicted model, not a curated record
AUGAAGAAGAAGAAGACUGCAAGCUAUGAUAUAUUUCUUCCACCCAACAACAACAACAACCGGCAAACCAAGAAAUAUACAUUCAAUAUUUUUUCGUUCUGUUUCUCCCGUGGCUGGCUGGCUGGCCGAAGAUUGGCUAGAUUCCAAGUAGACACUCUCCCCAUACACUCCUGCUCUUGUGAGCUUGGCUUGGCCCUUUUGCGACCCCCAGAACCCCGUCCGAUCGCUGCUCGAUUGAUCACUACCCCCAUUCAAGACGCACGAAGAGACCCAAGCUUGGCCUCACUCAAGCCCACCCUGCUGCCGGCUUGUCAAGUUGUCAGGAAGAGUGAUCCCCUUUGAGCUCGUGCGCACGGACGACCAGGAGAG